Messenger RNA from Diplodia corticola, 1458 nucleotides. RefSeq lists its product as uncharacterized. NCBI's taxonomy places the organism in Eukaryota, Fungi, Ascomycota, Dothideomycetes, Botryosphaeriales, Botryosphaeriaceae. The coding region runs from base 1 to 1458 and encodes 485 amino acids. The record is from RefSeq and is a predicted model, not a curated record. The transcript has 3 exons.
AUGGAAGCGCAACAAACAGAGAUCCAGCCCAGCGACAUUGCUGGAAGCGUGGCGGCGCCGCUGUUACAUGAUGAAAUCUCAACACGGCAUUCAAAGUCCACCAAUCGAUUCUGGACUAUUGCGAACGUCCUGGCUUUGGUAUGCGUCCUCGCUUCGGUCGCCCUUCCCAUUAUCCUCUUCGCUCCCGUCUCAGGAAGAAUCAAAGCGCUCUAUGGUAUAUGCCGUCCUGAUGGCGCUUUCGAUUAUUUCUUAACCGACCCACAAUACUACUCGCGCGGCUUCAGAUAUUACUUCGUCAGUUUUAUCAACCUCUUUUCCCACACCAACAUGGUCGCUAUAACCAUUGUCUUCGGCAAAUACAGUUUCGCACAAGCAAAAUCGAUUGACUUGGCCUGGGACAUCGGGGUCGGGCGUAUUGGCCAGAUGGUUCUGGCCUACGUGUCUUACCUCGUCAUCACGCGGACCAUGCUACACGCCAUGGAAACCACCGCCAUUCCUUAUCACCUAUUCGUUGACCUAUCUUUUCUGGAUCCAUCGUCCAUGGCAACACUGUGGAGCAUCGUUACCGUCACACCGAAGUCUCAACUGUGGAAAGCUUGGAAAGGGCCUCUUCUUGUUGUCGCCUAUAUAAUAGCCUAUCUUACCGCAUUUCCAACAAUUGUAAGCGCCAUGACUGGUUACAUCACCACAUUUUCUGCUAGAGUCGAGUUUGGGGAUGCUUCCGUCGACUACGAGAGCGAUGAAAUACUCCCAGUGCAAUUAAAGAUUGGGAAUUGCAGUAUUUUCAACCAAAGCAAUGGCUGCAAUAUUUAUUAUCUGCCCGGAUCAACGCCGAAAAAUGGUUUCUGGGAAAUCAUCGAAACCGGGGAAACGUUUGACGAUACAAUUUUCUAUGAGCUAGAAUCUGCAUAUAACUGCCAACUCGACCCCAACUACUCCAGAUCCUGCGGAACGCUGAAUAUCAGUGAUAGCAUCCUCAAAAUCGACCCACUAGAUUCAUUGAACAUAACGUAUUUACCCGGCAUAUGGGCUUACAACGGAGAGAUGUACAACGGUGAGUAUAUCGAAAAGCAUGGUCAUUGUCAACCUGAGAAAGAGUACCAGUGGGGGUUUUCAUUUCAAUUGCUCUUUAUAUUUUCCAUUUUGAACCUGAUUUGGGCGGUUUCCUUGUGGUAUCUAUGGCUUAGCGCUAGGGGCGACUACAAUGUCCAGACCAGAUAUGGAAAGUACCGGGCGGCGGUUGAUUUGGUCGGCGUUGCAAAGGAAGCGCUUGGCAAUCGAGUGGAAGAGAUGUCGAACGCAGAGAUUGAGAAAGAGCUCAAAUGGAGAAGCACCGGCAUCGUCAGAUCUGACACUGGAACGCAACGGCUGAUUCACUGGGACUGGGCUCGUUUCUAUAGGAAAAGCAAAGAUCAGGUUGUGGCGGCGAGGGCUUUGGUCAACACGCCGAGGGCCUAG